This is a messenger RNA of Ricinus communis (castor bean), 516 nucleotides long. Its product is annotated as VQ motif-containing protein 17. The record is from RefSeq and is a predicted model, not a curated record. The transcript has a single exon. Gene Ontology annotation, cellular component: nucleus. Lineage: Eukaryota; Viridiplantae; Streptophyta; Magnoliopsida; Malpighiales; Euphorbiaceae. The coding region runs from base 1 to 516 and encodes 171 amino acids.
AUGGAAGAUAUAACAAGGCCAAAGUACUCAUGUAACCCUACUUCAGCUCCUACUUCAAAGCUAACCAUGCACAAAGAUUCACAUGUAAUAUCCAAACUCAAGCCUAAGGUCCGCAUAAUUCAUAUAUUUGCACCAGAAAUCAUCAAGACUGAUGUUGAAAAUUUCAGAGAGCUUGUUCAAAGGCUCACUGGCAAGCCCGGUGAUAAUCGAGAUCAUGAAAGCAGUAACAAAGGCAGCAGUGGCAUGAAGAAGAACAAGAAAACAAGAAGCUCUUCAAUCUGCAAUAAGCUGAUGAAGAAGAAGAAGAGUACUAGUUUCUCCAUGCAAUUGGAAGAUUAUGGGAUAUCUAGUUUGAUUCAAGAAGAUAAAGUUAAAAUGGAGGAAGAAAAUGAGAUAUGGGGAAGUAAUGGUGAGAAUUCAAAUGAAUUCUUUGAUGGGUUUUCAGAUUUUAAUGGUUUUAUACAUGGUUUGAGUGACAAUGUUUCAUUAGCAACCCCACUGUCUUCUCACCUGUAA